CUGGUCGCCACGUCUGGUCGUGACAGGGUUCGCCGGAAGCCGCAAUUCACGCGUGAACAAGGGUCGCCGGAAUUCUUCGCGAGAUGGAGGCGGCGCUGGGCAGCGACUCAAGGCGUGGGAGGAGAGCGGGUUGUGGCGUUGCUGGGGUCUCGUCGCAGAGGGCUCGCGACUGGUUCUGAUCGAAAUUCGCAGGUCCACUCGGAGGAUACUCGCCGGCGAGAGGCUCGCGGCAUCAGAUUUGCAGAGACUGCGCGGCGGAGGGGCUCGCCGGCGAUUGGUCUGCGCGUCGCUCGGAGGAUGGCGAAGGAGGAGAUGACGAGAUGA
Striga asiatica is the source of this 324-nucleotide messenger RNA. The record is from the annotation of a GenBank genome assembly. Lineage: Eukaryota; Viridiplantae; Streptophyta; Magnoliopsida; Lamiales; Orobanchaceae.